This is a messenger RNA of Aplosporella prunicola CBS 121167, 1129 nucleotides long. RefSeq lists its product as uncharacterized. Gene Ontology annotation, biological process: DNA repair. The record is from RefSeq and is a predicted model, not a curated record. The coding region runs from base 1 to 1044 and encodes 347 amino acids. NCBI's taxonomy places the organism in Eukaryota, Fungi, Ascomycota, Dothideomycetes, Botryosphaeriales, Aplosporellaceae. The transcript has a single exon.
AUGUCCAAGAAACGUACCCUCGAUAACUUCUUCAAGCCCGUCAUCGCCAAAAGACAGCGUGUCGAAUCUACAGAACCUCCAUCCAACCACACAACCUAUCCGUUUCCUGUCCCGCAGCUACCACCCAAUACCGCCGAUGUCCUAAACUUUUGCCCCGCCACAGAGGGAAAACUCAUAAACGAUCAGCCUGACCUCGACCUUGUCUAUUUCCAGCCUUAUAUUGCCAAAGAUGCCGCAAAGGACCUAUUUCACUUCCUGCGGCGAGAGCUUUUCUUCUACCGCGUCAAGUACAGCAUUAAGCGCGGGCCGGUUGAGACUCAAAUUAGCACGCCGCGCUUCACGACCGUUUUCGGCCUCGAUGAUUCCGCAGUCUUCAGUCCAGACGGCACGCUGGUAACCCGAGUGGCGAAGACACCCGUACCGGUCGACAGAUACAAGUGCUUGCCACGGCCCAUCCCGGGUUGCUUGGACAGGCUACGCAAGCUUGUCGAAGCCGCCACCGACUGCACAUACAAUUUUUGCCUCGUCAAUUACUACGCCUCUGGCAACGACAGCAUUGCCUACCACAGCGACGACGAGCGCUUUCUUGGACCCCGCCCCGCCAUCGCAUCCUUGUCGCUGGGCGCAAGUAGAGAUUUUUACAUGAAGCACAAGCCUGUGGCUCCUUCGCCGGCUGCCGAGAAGGAUGCACCUCCAUUGCAGGUGGGGGCGAAACCAUUGACGCUGGCGUUGGGCUCGGGAGAUAUGGUGCUAAUGCGGGGAACGACUCAGAAGAAUUGGCUGCAUAGCAUCCCGAAGAGGAAAGGGGGAGAGAGCGAUAGAGGGAGGAUUAAUAUCACGUUUAGGAGGGCGAUGGUGAGAGGUGGAACGGAUAAUUAUUAUCAGUAUAAUGUAGGAGUGGGGCCGGUGUUUAAAUGGGAUGAGACAAAGGGAGAGAUGAGAGAGUGGAAUCGGGAGAAGGAGGAAGGAAAAGAAAGAGAGGAAGAAGAAGAAGAGGAAGAGGAAGGAGGAGGACCAGGGAAGGGAGAGGGGAAUUCGGCAUGAAGGUCUGCGUGCGUAGGUAGGUAAUGUUUUUACGUUGGGCGGUGUUCCAGCGACGGAGAUGGGGCCGCUGAAACGUGUUGUCGAU